Molecule: messenger RNA, 8074 nt
Organism: Amblyraja radiata (thorny skate)
Lineage: Eukaryota; Metazoa; Chordata; Chondrichthyes; Rajiformes; Rajidae
Gene: acacb
Product: acetyl-CoA carboxylase beta
Exons: 52
Coding region: 215-6985 (2256 amino acids)
Biological process (GO): fatty acid biosynthetic process
Cellular component (GO): mitochondrion
Molecular function (GO): acetyl-CoA carboxylase activity; metal ion binding; ATP binding
Source: RefSeq, a predicted model, not a curated record
GCCAGCAAAGUUGCAGCACUCGUCCUUGUGUGUGUGUGUGUGUGUGUGUGUGUGUGUUUGUCUGCAAAAGCAGCGGGGCACAGGGGAAGUCAAAGUCAGCGUUUUUGUUAUUGUAGCUGCUCUCUGGACCUCGUUGUGGGGAGGGUUGAAGCAAAUGAAGCUUACUUAGUCCAAGGGCUUCGCUGGAAAAUAAAAUGUCAGCUUGAACUCUUCCAUGGCGGGGAAAAACAAUCCAAAUUCAGCCUGGGCUCAGUAUCUGAGGAGGCCUAGUAUGUCAGCCUUGCAUCUAGCAAAGGGCAGGGAGGACCAAAGGCUGGAUCUUCAUCGGGAUUUCACCGUGGCUUCUCCUGCUGAGUUUGUCACCCGGUUUGGAGGGAAUCGAGUUAUUGAAAAGGUUCUAAUUGCCAACAAUGGCAUAGCCGCCGUCAAAUGCAUGAGGUCCAUCCGUAGAUGGUCCUACGAGAUGUUUCGCAAUGAGAAAGCCAUUCGGUUUGUGGUUAUGGUGACUCCAGAAGAUCUGAAGGCUAAUGCAGAAUACAUCAAAAUGGCAGAUCACUAUGUCCCAGUAACUGGAGGCCCGAACAACAACAAUUAUGCCAAUGUGGAACUGAUUGUGGACAUCGCAAAGAGAAUCUCAGUGCAGGCUGUCUGGGCUGGCUGGGGUCAUGCAUCAGAGAACCCCAAACUUCCGGAACUCCUUCAGAAAUAUAACAUUGCGUUUUUAGGUCCUUCAAGCCAAGCCAUGUGGUCCUUGGGGGAUAAAGUGGCCUCGACCAUCAUAGCACAGACCGCAGGGAUACCGACAUUACCUUGGAGUGGAAAUGGUCUGGUUCUUGAAUGGACGGAGGAAGAUCAGAGGCUGAAGAGGACUGUCAGCGUCCCUAAGGAACUGUACAUGACUGGUUGUGCACGAGAUGCCACUGAAGGUUUAGAGAUUGCAGAAAGGAUUGGAUAUCCGCUAAUGAUUAAAGCAUCUGAAGGCGGUGGGGGUAAAGGGAUUCGCAAGGUUGAUAGUACAGAUGACUUUCCCAAACUCUUCCGACAAGUGCAGACAGAGGUCCCUGGCUCGCCGAUCUUCAUCAUGCAGAUGGCCCAACACGCACGACACCUGGAGAUACAAAUCCUAGCAGACCAAUACGGCAAUGCAAUCUCCCUAUUUGGGCGUGACUGCUCCAUUCAACGCAGGCACCAGAAAAUCAUUGAGGAAGCCCCGGCAACCAUCGCACCUCUCUCGGUCAUCGAGCACAUGGAACAGUAUGCAGUGAGAAUCGCCAAAAUGGUUGCGUACGUCAGCGCGGGCACGGUGGAAUACCUCUACAGUCCAGACGGCAGCUUCUACUUCCUGGAACUCAAUCCUCGCCUGCAAGUGGAGCAUCCCUGCACUGAGAUGAUUGCAGAUGUCAACCUGCCCGCUGCCCAGUUACAGGUGGCGAUGGGGAUUCCCUUGCACCGGAUGAAGGAUAUCCGAGUCCUGUACGGAGAAGCUCCUUGGGCUGACUCGCCGAUUAACUUCGAGGAGCCCGUAAAUAUUCCCAGGCCCAGAGGACACGUUAUUGCUGCCAGGAUCACAAGUGAAAACCCCGAUGAGGGAUUUAAGCCUAGCUCGGGUACCGUCCAGGAAUUGAACUUCCGAAGCAACAAAAAUGUUUGGGGGUACUUCAGCGUGGCAGCAGCUGGUGGACUGCACGAGUUUGCCGAUUCCCAGUUUGGCCACUGUUUCUCCUGGGGUGAAAACCGGGAGGAAGCUAUCUCGAAUAUGGUUUUGGCUCUUAAAGAGCUCUCCAUCCGAGGGGACUUCAGAACCACGGUUGAGUAUCUGAUCAAGCUUCUGGAAACGGAGAGUUUUCAAUGUAACACCAUUGAUACCAGCUGGCUGGAUCACCUCAUUGCUGACAAGGUUCAGGCAGAGAGGCCAGAUACAGUACUUGGAGUAGUCUGCGGAGCUUUGCACAUUGCAGACUCAGCUUUCCAAACAAGUAUGACCAACUUUCUGCACUCUCUGGAAAGAGGUCAGGUUCUUCCAGCGAGCAGUCUGCUCAACACGGUGGACAUACAGCUCAUUUAUGAAGAAACAAAGUAUUCCUUGCAGGUGGCCCGGCAGUCACUGACUCUCUAUGUUGUUGUCAUGAACGACUCCCACAUUGAGAUCGAUGUUCACCGGUUAAGUGAUGGAGGUCUCUUAUUCUCCUGCGAUGGCAACAGUCACACGACCUACAUGAAAGACGAGAUCGACAAAUAUCGCAUCACCAUCGGCAACAAGACCUGUGUGUUUGAGAAGGAGAAGGAUCCGACUGUGCUCCGUUCGCCCUCUGCUGGCAAACUUCUGCAGUACCUUGUUGAGGAUGGGGGCCAUGUCUUCACAGGGCACCAUUAUGCAGAGAUUGAGGUGAUGAAAAUGGUCAUGAGUUUGACUGUGGAGGAGUCAGGAUGUGUACAUUAUGUGAAGAGACCAGGUGCCUGUCUGGAGCAGGGCUGCACGGUAGCUAAGAUGGAAUUAGAUGACCCAACGAAACUUCACGCAGUGCAGUUAUACACAGGAGUGUUUGAACCACAGCAGUCGCUAACAAUUGCUGGUGAGAAACUACAUCAGGUCUUUCAUACGAUGCUGGAGAACCUGGUCAAUGUCAUGAACGGUUACUGCCUUCCCGACCCCUACUUCAGCAGUAAGGUUAAAAAGUGGAUCACAAAGCUGAUGUCCACUCUCAGAGCCCCAUCCUUGCCGCUUCUUGAGUUGCAAGACAUCAUGACGAGCGUGUCGGGGAGGAUCCCAGCGAGUGUGGAGAAGGCCAUUCGGAAAGUGAUCGCUCAGUAUGCGAGUAACAUCACUUCCGUGCUCUGUCAGUUCCCAAGCCAACAGAUUGCGGACAUUCUGGAUAACCAUGCUGCCACACUUCAGCGGAAAGCAGACAGGGAAGUCUUCUUUAUGAACACACAGAGCGUAGUCCAGUUGGUACAACGCUAUCGCAGUGGGAUCCGUGGCCACAUGAAGUCAGUGGUUCUCGGCCUGUUGCGGAGAUACCUGAACGUUGAAACACAGUUCCAGCAAGCUCAUUAUGACAAAUGUGUGAUCAACCUGCGGGAACAGUUCAAACCCAACAUGACCCCGGUGCUUGACUGCAUCUUCUCUCAUGCGCAGGUGGCCAAGAAAAACGUGCUGGUCAUCAUGUUAAUCGAUCAGCUCUGUUCACGAGACCACACACUGACGGACGAGCUGAUGGUGAUUUUGAACGAACUAACGCAACUCAGCAGGAUGGAGAACUGCAAGGUGGCUCUGCGGUCCAGGCAGGUUCUGAUCGCCUCCCACUUGCCCUCCUAUGAGCUGCGGCAUAACCAGGUGGAAUCCCUGUUCCUGUCUGCUAUUGAUAUGUAUGGCCACCAGUUCUGCCCUGAUAAUCUAAAGAAAUUGAUCCUCUCCGAGACCUCCAUCUUUGACGUCCUCCCCAGUUUCUUCUAUCACGCCAACCAGGUGGUUCGCAUGGCUGCUCUCGAGGUAUAUGUGCGCAGAUCAUACAUCGCCUACGAGCUCAACAGCGUCCAGCACCGGCAGCUGCACAAUGCCACCCGUGUGGUCGACUUCAAGUUUCUGCUUCCUUCCUCUCAUCCAAACAGGAUGUGCAUUCCAAACAGCCCAGUUCAUUAUGAACUGAAUCGGCAGAGUACUGAUCUCUUCACGACUGGCACACAAACAUAUCUCUGUCAGCGAAUGGGGAUUAUGGUUGCAUUUGAAAUAUUUGAUGAAUUUGUUAAAAACUUUGAAGAAGUGAUGGCUUGCUUUGCCGACCCAUCUCUGGAUAGUCCACUAUUCUCUGAGACAAGAUCAACUUUCUUUGACCAGGAAGGCAACAAGAAUUUAAAGGACGAACCCAUCCAUAUUCUGAAUAUCGCCCUCAGAGAUGGAGACUGUGAAAAGGACGAUGAACUGGUGCAGAUCUUCAGUACAUUCUGCCAAUCAAAGAAAUCCCAUUUGCUUACGUAUGGAAUCAGACGAAUCACCUUCCUAGUUGGACAGAAGCGAGAAUUUCCCAAGUACUUCACCUUCAGAGCACAUUCUGAGUUUGCAGAGGAUCGUAUUUACCGGCACCUGGACCCGGCCCUGGCUUUCCAACUGGAACUCAACCGCAUGCAAAACUUCGACCUGGCUGCUGUUCAGUGCGGCAACCAUAAGAUGCACGUGUACCUGGGCGCGGCCAGGGUCAAGAAGGGAGCAGAGGUCACCGACUACCGGUUCUUUGUCCGAGCCAUCAUGCGGCAUCCCGACCUCAUCACCAAGGAGGCCUCUUUUGAAUAUCUGCAAAACGAGGGGGAACGACUGCUUCUCGAAGCCAUGGAUGAACUAGAAGUGGCUUUUAACAAACAGACCGUACACACUGAUUGCAACCAUAUUUUCCUCAACUUUGUGCCGACUGUAAUAAUGGACCCAAUGAAGAUUGAGAAAUCUGUCCAUGACAUGGUGAUGAGGUACGGGAGCAGAUUGUGGAAACUCAGGGUACUUCAAGCUGAGCUCAAAAUAAAUAUCCGCCUAACUCCGACGGGGAAGGCAAUCCCAAUCCGUUUGUUCCUCACGAAUGAGUCUGGAUACUAUUUGGACAUGAGCCUGUACAAGGAGGUGGCAAAUGCCCGAUCUGGACAGAUCAUGUUCAUUUCAUACGGAGACAAACAGGGACCUCUGCAUGGGAUGUUGAUGAACACACCAUACGUCACCAAAGACCUGCUCCAGUCCAAGCGAUUCCAGGCUCAGUCCUUGGGAACAACCUACGCCUACGAUUUUCCAGAAAUGUUUCAACAGGCUCUCCUUAAGAUGUGGGGAUCUGAAAUGGAAUAUCCCAAAGAACCAAUGCAAUGUACAGAACUGGUGCUGGACUCGCAUGGCCAACUGGUGCAUAUGAACAGGAUCCCUGGAGGUAAUGAGGUGGGAAUGGUGGCUUGGAAAAUGAAUUUGAAAACUCCAGAAUAUCCUGACGGCCGCGACAUUAUUGUCAUUUGUAACGACAUCACAUUUAAGAUCGGCUCAUUUGGCCCAGAGGAGGAUUUGUUGUUCCUCCGAGCCUCACAACUCGCCAGAGCCGAAGGCAUCCCGAGGAUCUACAUAGCAGCUAACAGCGGCGCCAGGAUCGGACUUGCUGAAGAGAUAAGGAACAUGUUCCAGGUUGCGUGGGAGGAUCCAGAUGAUCCAUACAAGGGCUUCAAGUACCUCUAUUUGACACCUCAGGAUUACACCAGAAUUAGCCCUAUUAAUUCUGUGCGCUGUGAAAAUGUGGAGGAGGAUGGAGAAUAUCGAUACGUUAUAACAGACAUUAUUGGCACCGAGGAAGGCUUGGGGGUGGAGAACCUUCGUGGCGCUGGUACAAUCGCUGGAGAGUCCUCGCUAGCUUACAAUGACAUUGUCACCAUCAGUCUGGUGACGUGCCGUGCAAUAGGCAUCGGAGCGUACUUGGUGAGACUGGGGCAACGUGUCAUCCAAGUGGAGAACUCACAUAUUAUUCUCACUGGAGCCAGUGCGCUGAACAAGGUUCUUGGACGGGAGGUGUACACAUCCAACAACCAGCUGGGUGGAGUGCACAUUAUGCACAACAAUGGAAUAUCACACACAACUGUCCCCGAUGACUUUGAGGGGGUCUACACCAUCUUAGAGUGGCUCUCUUACAUGCCUAAGAACAAUACAAGCCCAGUGCCUAUAAUCACCCCAAAGGAUUGUCCUGAGAGGGAGAUUGACUUUGUACCAAGCAAAGCCCCGUAUGAUCCUCGCUGGAUGCUAGCUGGCAGACCUCAUCCAACUGUCAAAGGUGCCUGGCAGACUGGCUUCUUUGACCAUGCCUCCUUCAAGGAAAUCAUGGAACCCUGGGCACAGACGGUGGUGGUGGGAAGAGCAAGGUUAGGAGGAAUUCCAGUGGGAGUAAUCGCAGUGGAGACCCGGACUGUUGAAUUUACAAACCCAGCAGAUCCAGCGGACCCGGAAUCAGAGUCAAAAAUUGUUCAGCAAGCCGGGCAGGUGUGGUUUCCAGACUCUGCUUUUAAAACAGCACAAGUUAUUAAAGACUUCAAGCGCGAGCGGCUUCCACUCAUAAUCUUCGCCAACUGGCGAGGCUUCUCCGGUGGAAUGAAAGAUAUGUACGACCAAGUUCUGAAGUUUGGUUCCAGUAUUGUCGAUAGUCUCAGGGAGUUUGAGCAGCCUGUGCUGGUGUACAUUCCCCCUCAUGCUGAACUUCGAGGUGGUUCGUGGGCAGUUAUUGAUCCAACCAUCAAUCCACUUUACAUCGAACUGUACGCUGACCAAGAAAGCAGGGGCGGUGUGUUGGAACCCGAAGGGACCGUCGAGAUCAAGUUCAAGCGGAAAGACUUGAUCAAGACAAUGAGGCGGAUUGACACCAUUUAUUCAGGCCUCGCUGACCAGUUGGGUUCUCCUGAACUGCCCGAGGACGUCCGCAAGAACCUAGAUGCCAGGUUGAAAACACGAGAGGAAUACUUGCUCCCAAUUUACCACCAAGUAGCGACCCAGUUUGCUGAUCUCCAUGACACUCCCGGACGGAUGCAGGAGAAAGGAGUUAUUACAGAUGUGCUGGAGUGGAAGACGGUCCGCACGUUCUUCUACUGGCGCCUACGCCGACUGCUGCUGGAGGAGGCGGCCAAGCAGGCAAUCAUCGCGGCAAACCGGGAGCUGAGCGACGGCCACAUCAAGUCCAUGCUGCGGAGGUGGUUUGUGGAGACGGAAGGAACGGUGAAGGCUUACCUGUGGGACAAUAACCAGCCUGUGGUGGCUUGGCUGGAGAAGCACCUCAAUACCGAGGACGAUUCUCGCUCCGUAAUACGAGAGAACAUCAAAUAUCUGAAGCGGGAUUAUGCACUAAAACACAUUCGCAGCUUGGUUCAAGUGAACCCAGAGGUGGCAAUGGAUUGCAUUAUCCACAUGGCUCAACAAAUCACCCCGGCCCAACGUACGCAGAUCAGCCAUCUCCUAACGACCAUGGAUGGUCCCGUAGCACCGUGAGAGACUGGGGACGUUCACAAUCGACCCCUCGAUAGUUCACAUCAGGGAGACUGAACGAGUGCCAUCUCACGUCACUGCAUGUACAGUAAGAUAGUGUGGGGAGAGAAAAACCACUAACAGACACAGCAAUCCUGGGCAUUAACCGAGCCAUCUGCUGAACAUCCUUGAAUAAACACCAGUGGAAAUUGCGGCAUCAUCCAGUAUUUAAUCAAAUCCACUUAGCCUUAGAGCUCAUGGUACUUUGAACAAGUACAGUAAUUUUAACUUUGAUUAAAGAGUUUGAUAUUUAGCAUACUUGGUUAUCUACUGUGUGAGAGGGCAUACGUACAUAAGUGAUCAGAGCAGAAUUAGGCCAUUCGGCCCAUCAAAUCUACUCUGCCAUUCAAUCAUGGCUGAUCGAUCUCUUCCCCCUCAACCCAAUUCUCCUGCCUUCUCCCCAUAACCCCCAGCACCCAUACUCAUCAAGAAUCUGUCUAUCUCUGUCUUAAAAAAAAUAUCAAUUGACUUGCCCUCCACAGCCUCCAUUGCCUCGUCUGCGGCAAUGAAUUCCACCCCCUGACUAAAGGAACGUCCUUUUAUUCUGAGGCUGUGCCCUCUGGUCCUAGACUCUCCCACUAGUGGAAACAUCCACUUUAUCCAGGCCUUAACUUAAAGGCACUUAAACCCAGGUGUGUGGUCUACCAAGACUCGUCAUCAGGAAGUGUUUUGUUGCUAAUAGAUAGUAAGCUGAGCCAUGUACAUAAAAACAUUUUCUAAGACGUUAUUUUCUGCACAGAACUCAGUAUGCCAGUAUUAUUUUAGUUUUUAUUGCACCAUAUGUGUUUGUAAAGUGCAAUUUGCUGAUUGUGCUUCCCACAGAUGCGAACCUAAGAAUUUUUUUUUGAAAAAUCAGCUGUCAAUUGUGUUGAUUUCAAUGCCUGAUCUUUGCCGAUAAAUUAUGAUCACAUUUAAAAAUGGUUGCAAAGUUGUAAUGGAGGUGACAUCAUUGUUAAACAUCCAUUUUCCUAAAGGCUGUAAGAGGCUUAUGCCCCUUUCCCACUUAGGAAACCUGAACGGAAACCUCUGGAGACUUUGCGCCCCACCCAAGGU